This is a messenger RNA of Blastocystis hominis, 433 nucleotides long. RefSeq lists its product as hypothetical. The transcript has 3 exons. NCBI's taxonomy places the organism in Eukaryota, Bigyra, Opalinata, Blastocystidae. The record is from RefSeq and is a predicted model, not a curated record. The coding region runs from base 106 to 417 and encodes 103 amino acids.
GUCGUUCCGACCACUGAAAACACCGACAGAUAUUUCAAGAACGAUUUGAUUCAGCACGAUACAAGAGGCAUGGGACGUGAUAUCCAUGUCGUUCUGAGCCCCCAGAUGAAGUCGCUUCCUCGUGAUAUUCGAGGCUGCUACAUUACUACGUACAGUCUCAAGGGAAACGAUGACAAGGUGUUCGAGCACCCCAUGUCGGAGAUUAAGGCUGGAGAUCUUGAUCUCUGGACCACGGAGACGGAGGAGAAGGUGAAGGAUCAUCUCUAUGAGCAGAUGGGAGAUAACGUGCCACAUCCCUUCUGGGAGGCUGAAGCCGGAAAGAUUGUCGAGGACUACGAAUCCAAGGGACUUCCUCCUUGCCCUGGAAAGAUGUAUCAGUGGGAGUGUCCGAAGGAGAUGGAGAGUGGACUCUGGUAAAACGCUUAUAUUUAUU